AUGCGGCGUCCAUCAGUUCUCGUUGGAUUCCUCUUGCUCACACUGGUUUCCAUUGAGGCCGUUAGUGUGGCAAAGAGUACUGGUAAUGACAUUGUAUUGAAGGUGUCAACUGAUAAGCACUCAUCGCGAGAUGGUCAUCAUUUUUCCGGUGAAUGGUUGGAAUCUCCAUGGGGUGACCUCUAUCAAUUUCGUGCUGGAGAUCAGAACUGGCUGACUGCCCGCGAACACUGUCUAUCGUUAAAUGCCGAUUUGGCAGCCAUCCGGAACGUCGAGCAGUUGGACUGGAUCUUAUCGCAUUACGCUCCUCUUUCAUCCCGAUUUGCGCAGCGUCUUGUGCAGAUAGGAUUGUAUGCUCCAGAAGGUCAAACACAUGGAUGGAAAUGGCUGGAUGGAAAUGAAAUUAACAAGACACUGUCAUGGAAUUCAGGAGAGCCAUACGAUCAUUCCAUGGAGGGACGUGAGAGAUGCGGACUUUUGAAUGUCGAGAAACGGCUUUUGGAUGAUGUGGAUUGUGAGUCUACGUCUCCUGAUCAUCGCGCCCAAAGAUACAUUUGUCAACGAACAAGCGAGAAUCACCAGCAGCAACAAAGGUCCAACAACUACAUCUGGCAAAAAAUCGAAAAUCUGUUUAGUUUCUUUGGAAUCGGAGGAUCACCAACCGCGCAUAAUGCAACGUCAUCUACUACAAAUGACUACGAGGAUGAAGUUAUCAAGAAUGAAACUACAACUGUCAAGUUAUCAACUGUGAAAUUCAGUGAUAGUGUAGAAGAAACUUCCAGUGAAGAAGAAGAAUCUGUAGCCAAGACUUUAGCUGCACUUCCAAAAAUUGAGGGAUCUGGAGAAUCGACAAGUUUGAAAGAACUACAGGAACCAGAAGGAAGUGGACAAAUUGUUAAUAAGAAGGCCAUUGAAGCAGCAGACCUGGUUCCAGGAAUGGAUGAAAAGAAACUGGAUAAAAUGAUUGACAAAAUGGAGAAACAAGAAGAAAAGGAAAAAGAAGAAAAGAAAAAAGACGAGUUGAGUGAUAACAAAAUAUCAGAAAGUAUUGAAGGAGAUUUCGAUCAAACUCAAUCCAAAGAUAUGCCGAAAGCUGACAUUGUACCUCCAAAAGAAGAAGAAGAAGAUUGUGAUGAGGAAGACGGAAGUGGAGAAGAGGAAAAAGAAGAGGAAUCCGGAGAAAAGAUAACACCUGAGAAGGAAGAUAAGAUCAAGGAGUUCUUGGGUGUUUUAAGACUUUUCCUGGAUCGUGCUGAGCAUGGAGAUCUGAGAAAACUUCUUGAUGAUCAGAGUGGAAAAACUCUUCUGGAAAGAAUGAAAAAUGCAGUUAGAGAAGCUAACAAAAGGGAAUUCGAAAUGCUGGAGAAACUGGAACUUUUGAAGAAGAAUGGAGAGAAAGAUGAUUUGACGAAGACACUGAAAAAGGAUCAAAUGAGCACUGAGGAACAAAAAGAUUUGUACAAGAAGAUCAGUUCGGCAGUUAUGAAAGCAGCCAAACUGCACAAAAUUGAGGACAAAGUUCAGGAUGAACAAGCGAUGGAAAAGUUCAACAUCGCCAAAGAGAAAGCUGAUUCAGAUGAGGAUUCAGAGGGAACGUUGGAGGUGCUGAAAUCUGCAAGAGAGGGUAAAGCUGAAAAGAAAGAGAAGGUUGGCGACGAUGAUUACUAUGGGGAUUAUUUGGAUGAGACCAAUGUGAUCAAGGUUCAGAAUCGAGAGGAAAAGGAGAAUUCGGCAGAGGAGAAGACAAGUGAGGAUGAGAAGGAGAAGACGACAGUCGCUGUAGUUCAUGACCAGAAUAAUGAAGUAACGAAGGAAGAUGAGAAGGAAUCUGCUGUGAAGGAAGAAGCCAAAGAGACAUCAGUUGCUAAUGAAUCAGAGAAAAAAGUGGAAGAGGAAGUUCAAACCGAGAAGAAGGAAGAAGCAACAACGACUGCAGAAGAAUCAAAGAAGGCCGAAGAGAAAGUAACUGAAGAAAAAGAAGAGGGAUCUGCUGUUGAAGAAUCAUCUGGUACCUCCUCCUCCAAACCAGCUGAGGCUGAAGAAGAUGAAGCUGAAUUGGAAGCUUCAGGACAAGAAGAAGUCUCCACUACUACAGAGUCUACAACAGUUGCCACUAAAGAAGUUCCAAGCGAGGAGAUUGAGAAGACUGCAAAACUUGAGGCUAAACAACUGACUGAGGAUGAGCCAGUAACCGAGGAAACAAAGAAAGAUACGACUGCUUCGACUUCAUCUGAACCAUCUUCUACUUCUUCUUCGUCUACUGUUGAAUCCACCACAGAAAUUACUACUACACCAGUUACGACAACACAGCCAGUCACAGUUUCUGUGAAGAAAGUGAGCCCAGAAGAGAUAGAAAAACUCUCAAAAAUGGAAGCAACUGAGAAAGUAACCCUUCUUCCACCACUCCCAACAUUCACCUUCCCAACCUUGGAUCCCUUCACUUUUCCAACACUUCCGACACUUGCAACAACGAAACCAACUCCAGCACCAAAAGUUCCAACUCUAGAAGAAAUUUUAGGAAACUUGAACGACCAAUUCAAGAAACUUUUAUCGCCACCAAAGCCUUUACCACCAAAGUAA
Messenger RNA from Caenorhabditis briggsae, 2577 nucleotides. It is a transcript of the gene Cbr-clec-180, whose product is annotated as Protein CBR-CLEC-180. Bases 1 to 2577 code for a protein of 858 amino acids. The transcript is spliced from 9 exons. The record is from RefSeq and is a predicted model, not a curated record. NCBI's taxonomy places the organism in Eukaryota, Metazoa, Nematoda, Chromadorea, Rhabditida, Rhabditidae.